Cylicocyclus nassatus is the source of this 3618-nucleotide messenger RNA. Lineage: Eukaryota; Metazoa; Nematoda; Chromadorea; Rhabditida; Strongylidae. The record is from the annotation of a GenBank genome assembly.
CAUAAGCCGUGGUUCCAAAUGUGUUUUCGUUACAGUCGAUGCUACUCACGUUCUCGUCACAAAACUGCGACUGACCUCAUAGCCAAUCCAUCCCGACAUUGAUAGGAAACGAGAGCACAUUCACGAAUAAAAAUGAGGUUAGAGGAUCGAGACUGUGAUAUGCGCGCUAGUAUGGCCUCGACCAAUACCACCGACACAAAGAAGUUAUCAAGCGCCAAGCAAGAGAAAGCUAUUAUGCACGAGUUCGAGGUGCAUGUCAAAGAAAUUCGAGCUCAGCUAAACGAACAGAUUCGAUGUAUAGGCGAAAGGACAGAGACACAAAUCGCCGUCUUGCAGGAAGUCGACGAUUUCUUUCGCAAACGCGGCGAAGCCGAAGCCGAGUAUUCACGUCAGUUGGAAAAGCUAGCUAAAGGCAUUAUGCAACGUCAUAAAGCUGAGAAGAACAGACGUGACAGUUGGACCCAACAUGCCGCUUGCUCUGCUUGGCAACAACUUGUUGAUGAUACGAAAGGCGAGGCUCAGCAAAGACAGAUUCUUGCCGAAUUGUACACUAAACAUAUCACUGCAAGCAUCAGUUCAAGAUGCGAAGAUCUAGGAAAGAUCAGCAAGAGGUGCCGCGAAAUCGGUGCACUUUCUCAUAGUGAAAUCAAUCGGGUAUUGACGGAAUUACAUACUGCUAUGAAGACAUAUCAGCUUUGUUAUUCGGAGUUGGCUGCAGUGGAAAGGAAGCUAAGAAUAGCCGAGGAAGAAAAACGACGGUACGAAGAAGCAAAUCCAGGAAAAGCUGAGGGAACGCGCAAAUAUCGUAAUCUCUGCAAGUAUUUGAAAAAGAGAGAAGACAAAUACGAAGCAGUUCAUUCAAAAUGCACAAAAGGACGAAACGAGUAUCUCAUGUGUAUUCGAGCUGCAAAUGCCGCGUUACAUAGAUUCUUCGCAGAAGAUCUCAGUUAUCUUAUCGACUGCACGGAUCUUGGCAUGGAUUAUUGGACCAGAGCACUCCUAGGCCAAGUUGUUGAAGUUCGUAAACGUCUUGCACAAAGGGAGAUGGAUAACUUGGCCGAACUCGGCACAUUAAGAUCGGCGAUUGACGCAAAGGCAGACAAACAACGAUUUUUCGAGGCUCAUCAUGCUACUUUCAUGUUGCCGAAACAGUUCGAAUUCAGACCUCAGUUGGGCGACUGCGUUUGCACUGUAUCCGCAGAAAAAGGGAUCGCCGCGGAAUUAGUGCAACGACAGAAGCAGAUUGAGAAACGACUGGAGGGACUGAGAUUUGAAAGCGACGAGGUAUGGAAGAGCUUGGAAGCCUCCGAUCGUCAACUUCUCCAAAUGUAUAAUAAUGACUUCAAAGAGAAGGAAGAACCCAAUAAAUGGCGGCAAGACGUUUUGGUUACUUACCAAUACUAUCUUAAGAAAUUCGAGUAUUUCUUAUUGAAUGGUAAUCUCAUUGAACGACUCGAGGCUAGGAGUAAAGCCAUUUCCGAAGCAUUGUCAAGAGCAUCCGGGAUGAACUCCAGUAACAGUAUGACACUGGGAUCAGAGGAGAGAACUCGACGACGGCCGAAAAGAAUUGGCGCGGCCGGCAUGAAUGAGAUGAAACCGAGGCCGAAAUUGUUCGGUGGAAGCCUAGAUGAAUACGUUGAGGCAACGGGUGAAGCGAUUCCACUGGUGGUGGUAUCAGCCAUCGGCUAUCUGUCGAGGUACUCGCUUCGGAAUCAAGGCUUAUUCCGAGUCAGUGGCUCGCAGUCCGAGAUUAACAGAUUCAAAGAAGCAUAUGAGAGAGGCGAUGAUGCAUUCGCUGACCUAACAGAUGGUAGUGAAUCGAACUCAGUAGCAGGAGUUCUAAAGCUAUAUCUGAGGGAACUGCGGGAGCCUCUGUUUCCCAUUUUCCUCUUUGAUCAGUUCACCGACUGCGCUAAAGCCGAUUCUUCACAAGAAUUUGUGAGGAAGGCGCGAGAACUGAUUGAGAAGCUGCCAGUGUCGCACAUUUUGUUGCUCCGUUUCCUGUUUGCUUUCCUAUCGCACCUCUGUGAAUUUGCUGAUGAGAACAUGAUGGAACCUCAUAAUAUGGCAAUAUGCUUUGGACCUACUUUGCUACCUAUUCCAGAGGGUAAAGAUCAAGUAUUCUAUCACAAUUUUGUGAACGAGCUGGUGCGCAACUUGAUACUCAACGUGAAUGAGGUAUUCCCACAAGAUCUACCCGGGCCAGCAUACGAUAAAUAUGCAGCGAUCGCAGACGAGGCAGAUCACAUGGGGUAUAUGGAUGAUGUUGAUGGCUUGUCUGAAGAUGAAGACUGUUUACGGAAUGGUAUCGGUGGCGGUAUGUCAGCCGAUUCUGCCCUCGCCGAGUCUACCUACGACAUGUCAACGUCUACAAACAUCGUCAGGGAUGUGACAUCUUCAACGCUUCAAAGACCACCAACUCCUGAAGAACCGCUUAGUCAACCACCCAGCGUUUCAUCGAGGUCGUCAAAUCGAUCAAACAUCAAUCUGGAAGCGUAUCUGAGGAGAAUGUCCGAAGAUGUUUCACCAGCGCUGAGAACUGAGAUGCCACAUCUGAUAGCGAAUGAAGCGGCGGCGAAGUUUGCGGCUAGAGAACGAGCAGCAACAGCGCCAAAGUCGAGUCCAAGGCAAACCCCAUUAUGGGAGCAAGAACGCCCAUCUUCGCAUUCAUCACACACAUCAACUGCCCCAUCGUAUGCCUCGUAUUCAUCUCAACAGUCCACAUCUAGUGCUCAAUCGCAAUCUGUGAAUACAUCGACAACUACGGUCCACGGCAGUAACAAUACCGUAGCACCGACAAGCACUGCUCACGGAAGUAGCAAUACCAUAGCACCUAUCACUACUGUACGACUGCCAACAAUGAUUUCAUUACGGGAUCAGCUUCAUCAUUUUCGGAAGGAGUUAAAUAACGCGAGAGAAGAUUCAUCUAGAGUUUACCCAAUAUCGGAAGGAUUGUCGGGAUUUCCAAGGCGGGUGGCACAAAAUGACGGGUCAAUGUUGGAUGCUCGAGGUGGUAGUGAGGCGCCAAGACUGACGGACAGGUGCUUCGGCGAGGUACGUUCGGCAGCGGGAGAUCGAGGAAGUGAACCAGCUCUCAUGAAAGACGAUCAACCAGACGUUGUAGCAUCGGCACGACAUUCGGUACGAGCACAAAGUGAACUGCAUAAAAUACGUGAACGCGAAAACUCGUCCCCACCACUCGAAGAACUGGCAGCGGCGGCGUUGAAAGCGUCUCAGUUCGAUUAGCUGUUCACAAUCUUGUGCAUUGCAUAAUCUUGCAAAAAAGUAAUCUUGCAAAGUAUAGAUAGUUUUUAGUAGCUUCAUCAGUCUCCGAUCAAUAGCAAUCAAUAAUAAGUAUUAGAGCUGUGAAAGUAUUGAGAUUAUACACAUUACAGUUCAUCUUGUGUUCAUAAUGUAAAUUAUUCACGUAGAAUGCGCCAACCUAGUCCGUCUCUUCUUUGCACCAAACCUCAUAUGGGGUUAGGUUACUUAUGUUAGCUGCCGAUUUCUUCUCUUAUUCGAUCAUAUGUAACGUAGUUCGCAGAAAAUCUUCAGACAUUGUUUCUUGUAUAGAAAAGAUGUUGCUGUGUGGGAUGCCUGGCUAUUUUUUCAGGCUCA